CAUAUGCAAGCAGGUUCAAAUCAUUCGAAUAUACAAAUUGAUUUGCAUUUUGAUCAUUUGGUCGCCUAAUUCUCAUGUUUUUGGUCUAUCAAUCGCCGUUGAAAUCCAAGAACAUUUCGUCUCAUCGGAAGUUUUGUUAUAUAUCCCCGGAUUCGGUAUUUCUUCACAAUUCCCAAUAAGUUUUUGAAACAAGCUGCAGCUGUGUCUUAUGUUGAAGAGAAUUUCUAGUUCUAAUGCAAAUGGCGAUAUGGAAGAUUUUUUUCCGGUUAGGCCAGAGUGCCAAGAACUUGUUCCGAAGACGCGCUUCAAGCCCAAGGUUGGGAAAACUUUAAGUGAAAGGAGAUGGAAUGCUGCAUUUGAUAAAGAUGGCCAUUUGGAUAUAGCUGGUGUUCUUAGGAGGAUACAAAGAGGGGGCAUUCAUCCAUCAAUUAAAGGGGUAGUAUGGGAAUUUUUGUUGGGGUGUUAUGAUCCCAACAGUACGUCUGAGGAACGAGGAGCCCUCAGGGCAAAGAGGAGGGAACAGUAUGCUUCAUGGAAAGAGGAAUGCAAAAAGAUGGCACCCAUUGUUGGUAGUGGGAAGUUUGUGAUGUCACCUAUAGUCAAUGAUGAUGGAAAACCAAUAGAAGACACUGGAAUGGAAUUUGCAGAUUCUGAUGUCGAUUCCGACAAGAAAGUGACUCAGUGGAAACAGAGCUUGCAUCAGAUAGGUUUGGAUGUGGUACGCACAGAUCGUUCUCUUGUUUAUUAUGAGAAUGAAGCUAAUCAAGCCAAGUUGUGGGAUGUUCUUGCUAUAUAUACUUGGGUAGAUGAUGAUAUUGGUUAUGUUCAAGGAAUGAAUGAUAUAUGUUCCCCAAUGGUUAUUCUUUUGGAAGAAGAAGCAGAUGCAUUUUGGUGCUUUGAGCAUGCGAUGCGUAGAGUGAGGGAAAAUUUCAGGUCUAAUGCAACUUCUAUGGGAGUGCAAUCACAACUUAGCAUACUUUCACAAGUUAUGAGAGUUGUUGACCCAAAGCUUCAUCAACACCUUGAGGGGUUGGAUGGUGGAGAAUAUUUGUUUGCAAUUCGUAUGCUAAUGGUGCUUUUCAGAAGGGAAUUUUCCUUUGUAGAUGCGUUAUAUCUAUGGGAGGUUAUGUGGGCCAUGGAGUAUAAUCCAAACAUGUUUGCUCAUUAUGCUUCAAAUGGUUCGAAUGAAGUUGUUGUAACAACAAAAUUAAGCAAGAAAAUGCUACAACAGUAUGGAAAAUAUGAGAGAAAAAACGUGAAGAAUGGACGCACAGAUCAAAAAAGUCUUCUUGCUGUUUUCUUGGUUGCAGGUGUUCUAGAAACCAAAAACAAGAAACUUUUGAAUGAGGCUAAGGGCCUAGAUGAUGUUGCUCAGAUCAUGGGUGAUAUAACGGGAAGCUUGGAUGCUAAAAAAGCUUUGUCAGAAGCACUGAAAAUUCACAAAAAGUAUCUAAACAAGGCUAGAAUUCCUGAAAGUUAAGAGUUUCAAGGCAGCUAAGAUAGGUCAAGAAUUUAAAUUUUUGUAUUUGUUGUGUGAUUAUUGAUUUUUAUAUUUGUCCAUUACAGAUAUAUGUAUUUUUUGUGCUAAGUUUUCCCAGGGUUAGCAUAAUUUAGCAGGACUGACAUCACAUGUACCCACGUGGGUCUCAUUGUGUUCGUGAGAGAAUGUGUGUAAUGUUAUGUAAUGUAAAAAGGAGAUCAUGUAUGUGUAUGGAUUGUAUAUUUGUAUCAUUAAGAUGCAGCUCAAAUGGAUGAACGUGUCCAUAACCCUCACCCCACAAUCAUAAUUAUUUUUUUCUAA
Lactuca virosa is the source of this 1801-nucleotide messenger RNA. NCBI's taxonomy places the organism in Eukaryota, Viridiplantae, Streptophyta, Magnoliopsida, Asterales, Asteraceae. The record is from the annotation of a GenBank genome assembly.